Molecule: messenger RNA, 1978 nt
Organism: Lolium perenne
Lineage: Eukaryota; Viridiplantae; Streptophyta; Magnoliopsida; Poales; Poaceae
Product: F-box/LRR-repeat protein At3g26922
Molecular function (GO): protein binding
Source: RefSeq, a predicted model, not a curated record
UCGCUUCACUCCGCUCUCGGUCGAGAAGCCAUGGCGGAUCAUAUCCUUCAGAUCGUCUACCCCUGCCUCCCGGAGUCCCCGUUCCCGGCCCUGGACCCGGAUUUCGACAAGCCCUCAUACUCCUCCGACGCUGCCGGCGGCGGCGAGGACCGAAUCAGCGCGCUCCCCGACGACCUGCUGCGCAACAUCUUCUCCCGCCUCCGCGUCAAGGACGCCGGCCGCGCCGCAGCGACCUCCCCGCGCUGGCGCGACGUCUGGCGCUCCACCCCCUGCGCCCUCGAAGACCGCCACCUCAUCCGGCGGGUGGACCUCGAAGACGGCAUCGACUGGAGCGCCCUCGCCGCCGCCGUCUCGCGCGUCCUCGUCGCGCACCCGGGCCCCUUCCGCUGGGUCCAUCUCACCUGGAACUUCAUGAGCUCCCAGGAGGAAGCGCUCGCCAAGUGGCUCCGCCUCUUCGCCGCCAAGGGCGUCGAGAACCUCGUCCUCGUCAACCGCCCCUGGCCCCUCGACGUGGCCCUGCCGGCGUCCAUCCUCCGCUGCUCCGCGCUCCGCCGCCUCUACAUCGGCGUUUGGCACUUCCCGGACACCUCUCGCCGCACCGUGCCCCCACGCGGCCCCGACGUCUUCCCGCACCUCCAGGAGCUCGGGAUCUGCCACACCAUCAUGGGCGAGCGCGACCUCGACUACCUCCUCGCCUGCAGCCCUCAGCUCAAGAUCCUCUCCUUCAAUGUCAGCUACGGCUUCCCGUCGCGCCUCGAGAUCAGCAGCCGCAGCCUCUGCUGCAUGCUGCUCUGGUUCUCCAUGGCGGAGGAGCUCGCCAUGGUCGACACCCCACGUCUGCAGCGGCUGAUCAUCUACACCCCUGGAGCGGGACAAACGCUCAGGGUCAAGAUUGGACAUGCGCCUCAGCUCACCGUGCUCGGCUACCUGGAGACGGCCGCACACGUGCUUGAGAUCGGCAACACCGUCAUCACGGCUGGGGUACCAAAUGUGAGUCCACAUACUAUGGUUCCAAGUGUCAAGGUGCUGGCUUUGAAGGUCAAUUUCGCAGUCACCAGUGAAGUGAAAACCAUGCUCCGUUUCUUGAGAUGCUUUCCCCAAGUCGAGACGCUGCACGUUAUGAUGAUCUGUCAAGCUGAAGGAAGAGGCGGGGACAAGAGUGAUGACAGUGAAGAAGAGAACAAGGAGGAGAAUCACGACGACAACAGUGAUGACAGUGAUGAAGAGAACGAGGAGGAGAACCACGACGGCAACAGUGAUGACAAUGAUGAAGAGAACGAAGAGGAGAACCACGAUGCCAACACCACUGCGGCGGCUGAAGCUAGUGCCCAGCUCUCCAAGUUCUGGCAGGAGGUCGAUCCGAUUGAAUGCGUGGAGGCGCACAUCAAGAAGGUGGUGCUGUGUUCCAGUUCAGCUCGGGGGCCAACGAGCUUGAAUUCCUCAAGUUGGUUCUUGAGAGAGGACUGAUGAUGGAGAAUGCUGUGGUGGUGCUUGCUGGUUUGAAGGAUGCUCCUAACGCGCCUGCAACCGUGGGCAAACUCCAGUCGUUGGCUUCCACCGCGAAGUUGGCUGCGGAGCGGUGCGCACUGGAGAUUCUUGCACGUCCACGAGGCUCUUGGACCUACCGCAGAGCGUCUGAUCUUUCUGUGAGCGACCCCUUUCCUGGUUAAGGUAAUGCAGCGAUGGUGCCUGAGCAGCUAGAGCAUCGAUCAUUUUGGAUGAAUUUAACAACUUACCAGGAGUGUUGAAGUAGCAGCAGCUAUGCAAAACACUUGUAUGGCUUCUAUGUUUGCAGUUAUCUGCAUUCGAUGCGACUUGCUAAUAGCCAUUUUGUGGCUGCGUGUUUUGGCAACUGUGGCCUGACUUUGUUUAUGCUACAAUCUCGCAACUUUUGUUUAUGCUUGCUUGAUGCUGUCGGGGAGUGAAACAUUGAUACUAGCUACAGGCUCCUUAGUAAAUCUUCCUUUUGCUUACAAUC